Fusarium musae is the source of this 369-nucleotide messenger RNA. RefSeq lists its product as uncharacterized. The coding region runs from base 1 to 369 and encodes 122 amino acids. The record is from RefSeq and is a predicted model, not a curated record. The transcript has a single exon. Lineage: Eukaryota; Fungi; Ascomycota; Sordariomycetes; Hypocreales; Nectriaceae.
AUGCGCGAAGUGAGUCAAGCCGAACGAGACUUUCAGAAUCUUAUUGAACCGCUCAACACACGAUUUCGCGACUACCAAAGGCAGGAUCCAUACGAAUAUCGCAUGAUCGACAUUGAUGGUAUGGACCCAAUUAAAGUUUUGAGUACUUUCCACAGUAACGAAAAGGCUCGGCGGUUCAUCAAUGAUGUCGCAAAGCUUUGCACGAAGCCCACCUUUAUCCCCGUGCUCAACCAAACCGUUUCUACGUCUGGCGAGCCGGGCAAGAUCUCGCCUUGCGCGUUUAUCCUAGCACAUGCUGUUCAGGUACUUCUCUUCGCCCCUCAGGAUUGGGACCCCAAUCGUGUCUACACCAGAGAUCAAAACGCCUAA